UCGUUGGAAGUGUUUAGAAAUUGGACCAUAAUAUAUUCCCAAAACCGCGAAAUUCUUCUUCGGAAAACUCAAUCCCCAGUUUGGCUAACAAACAAAAACAGAUUCCCUAGCGACCGUAAAUUGUAAUAAUCCAUCAUCGUCCGAUGGCGGCGUCACGGAUCAUAUCGCAUCCUCACCGUCCAUUCUCUCCUCCGCCAUCUCAACCCCAUGCGCACUCCUCCAUCACCCUCAACUUCACACUCCACCCACCAAAACGGUGCCGUUUAGCGUGCGUUCUUCGCGCCUCGCUUAAGGAGAACGAUCUCAACGAUAAAGCUGACCUAUUUGCUCUUCCCCGGCCUUUAACUUCCACUCAGCUCUCCGAUUCAGUUUCCGAUGGUCCACGUCUUCAAGUUGCAUAUCAGGGGGUUCCUGGUGCUUAUAGUGAAUCAGCAGCACAGAAGGCCUACCCAAAUUGUGAAGCUGUUCCAUGUCCACAAUUUGAGAAUGCAUUUCAAAAAGUUGAGAGGUGGCUUGUGGAUAGAGCAGUUUUGCCAAUUGAGAAUUCUCUAGGAGGGAGCAUCCACAGAAAUUAUGACCUUCUACUCAGGCACAGGUUGCAUAUAGUGGGAGAAGUGAAAUAUGCAGUUCAUCAUUGUCUGAUGGCCAAUCAUGGUGUUAAACUCGAGGAUCUGAAGCGUGUUCUUAGUCAUCCACAGGCUCUUGCACAAUGUGAGCACACACUGACGAAGUGGGGAUUGGUUAGGGAAGCAGUCGAUGAUACAGCUGGUGCUGCGCAGUAUAUUGCCAUGCAUGGAGUAAAAGAUGCAGGAGCGGUUGCUAGUUCUGCUGCUGCAAAGAUUUAUGGCUUGAAUAUACUUGCCCAAGACAUUCAGGAUGAUUGUGAUAAUGUCACCCGAUUUCUAAUGUUAGCACGAGAACCUAUAAUUCCCGGUACAGAUAGGCCAUUUAAGACAAGCAUAGUUUUUUCGUUGGAAGAGGGUCCGGGAAUACUUUUCAAGGCUCUUGCGGUGUUCGCUCUGCGUCAAAUCAACCUUUCAAAGAUUGAAAGCCGUCCUUUGCGGAACAUGCCGCUGCGAAUGGCUGAUGAUAAUAGCAAUGGGUCACCCAAGUAUUUUGAUUAUCUUUUUUAUGUUGAUUUUGAAGCGUCAAUGGCUGAUCCGAGGGCACAAAAUGCUCUGAGGCAUCUGAAUGAGUUUGCUACGUUCUUGCGAGUUCUAGGGAGUUAUCCGAUGGAUACUGGCACAGUGUAAAUAAUAUCCAGAAAGGGGUUCUUCAAAUUGUUUAAUCAUGUUCAUGAAUAUGCACCAAGUCUGCAUUUCUUCAAACGCAGACAUACACAAGCAUUGGAUGCACAAGCUCCUAACAGUUUUGGCGUGCCUUCCCUGGCUUUAGCAUCUCUUGUUCUUAGAGAUAUAGUGUUAGUUUAAAGCAUACCUACAUGUUGGUUUAAAUGCAAAUAUAGCUUAUACUCUUUCGAACUCAAUUAGUUCCUCUCAGAUGUUUCAAAAUGAUCAUGCUUGUCCAUUGAAGUUACGUUAAGUAUUCAGAUUAUCUCUAAAAUGAAAUGAUUAAACACUAAUUUGACUAGAAAAAACCUGGCUUAUACA
Messenger RNA from Arachis duranensis, 1610 nucleotides. RefSeq names its product arogenate dehydratase 2. Gene Ontology annotation, molecular function: arogenate dehydratase activity; prephenate dehydratase activity. Gene Ontology annotation, cellular component: cytoplasm; chloroplast. Gene Ontology annotation, biological process: L-phenylalanine biosynthetic process. NCBI's taxonomy places the organism in Eukaryota, Viridiplantae, Streptophyta, Magnoliopsida, Fabales, Fabaceae. The record is from RefSeq and is a predicted model, not a curated record. Bases 144 to 1253 code for a protein of 369 amino acids. The transcript is spliced from 12 exons.